This is a messenger RNA of Suncus etruscus (white-toothed pygmy shrew), 2081 nucleotides long. It is a transcript of the gene NONO, whose product is annotated as non-POU domain containing octamer binding. The record is from RefSeq and is a predicted model, not a curated record. Gene Ontology annotation, biological process: regulation of DNA-templated transcription. The coding region runs from base 81 to 1535 and encodes 484 amino acids. The transcript is spliced from 10 exons. Gene Ontology annotation, molecular function: RNA binding. NCBI's taxonomy places the organism in Eukaryota, Metazoa, Chordata, Mammalia, Eulipotyphla, Soricidae. Gene Ontology annotation, cellular component: nucleus.
AGGAUGGCUGCCUACAAAGUAAGCACCCUAUCCUUUAUACUAUUUCCAGCCCUAAUCGUAUUCUCUUUUAGGGUGCAAAUAUGCAGAGCAAUAAAACCUUUAACUUGGAGAAGCAAAAUCAUGCUCCAAGGAAGCAUCAUCAGCACCAGCAGCCGCAGCCGCAGCAGCAGCAGCCCCAGCAGCAGCCGCAGCAGCAGCCGCCACCACCAGCACCAAUACCUGCAAAUGGGCAACAAGCCAGCAGCCAGAAUGAAGGCUUGACUAUUGACCUGAAGAAUUUUCGAAAACCAGGAGAGAAGACCUUUACUCAGCGCAGCCGACUCUUUGUGGGAAAUCUUCCUCCUGAUAUCACUGAGGAGGAAAUGAGGAAACUAUUUGAGAAAUAUGGGAAGGCUGGUGAAGUCUUCAUUCAUAAGGAUAAGGGCUUUGGCUUUAUUCGCUUGGAAACACGAACUUUAGCAGAAAUUGCCAAAGUGGAGCUGGAUAACAUGCCCCUCCGGGGAAAGCAGCUGCGCGUACGCUUUGCUUGUCAUAGUGCAUCCCUCACAGUUCGAAACCUUCCUCAGUAUGUGUCCAAUGAACUGCUGGAGGAAGCAUUUUCUGUGUUUGGUCAGGUGGAGAGGGCUGUGGUCAUUGUGGAUGAUCGAGGAAGGCCUUCUGGAAAAGGCAUUGUAGAAUUCUCAGGGAAACCAGCUGCUCGGAAAGCUCUGGACAGAUGUAGUGAAGGCUCCUUCCUGCUAACCACAUUCCCAAGGCCUGUGACUGUGGAGCCCAUGGACCAGCUAGAUGAUGAAGAGGGAUUACCAGAAAAACUGGUUAUUAAAAACCAGCAAUUUCACAAGGAACGAGAACAACCACCCAGAUUUGCCCAGCCUGGCUCCUUUGAGUAUGAGUAUGCCAUGCGCUGGAAGGCACUCAUUGAGAUGGAGAAACAGCAGCAGGACCAGGUGGACCGCAACAUCAAGGAAGCUCGUGAGAAACUGGAAAUGGAGAUGGAGGCUGCUCGUCAUGAGCACCAGGUCAUGCUAAUGAGGCAGGAUUUGAUGAGACGUCAAGAAGAACUUCGAAGAAUGGAAGAGCUACAUAAUCAAGAAGUGCAAAAACGAAAACAACUGGAACUUAGGCAGGAGGAAGAACGUAGGCGCCGUGAAGAAGAGAUGCGGAGACAACAGGAAGAAAUGAUGCGGCGACAGCAGGAAGGAUUCAAGGGACCCUUCCCUGAUGCGGUAUAUCUCCCAUGUGCCCAUAAUAGAGAACAGGAGCUCCGAAUGGGCCAGAUGGCUAUGGGAGGUGCUAUGGGCAUAAACAACAGAGGUGCCAUGCCUCCUGCUCCUGUACCAGCUGGUACUCCAGCUCCUCCAGGACCUGCCACUAUGAUGCCAGAUGGAACCUUGGGAUUGACACCACCAACAACUGAGCGCUUUGGCCAAGCCGCUACAAUGGAAGGAAUUGGGGCAAUUGGCGGAACCCCUCCUACAUUCAAUCGAGCAGCUCCUGGAGCUGAAUUUGCUCCAAACAAACGUCGCCGAUACUAAUAAAAUUGUAUUGUCUAGUUUCCUUAAAACCCUAAAGAAAAGGACCCUUUUUGGACUAGCCAGAAUUCUACCCUGGAAAAGAGUUAGGGAUUCCUCCCAAUAGUUAGUUCCCUGCCUGUAGUACUCUAUUUUAGGGAAUAUGCUGGAGGCAGAGGGCAAGGGAGGGGAGAUCAUUACAAAUCAGUUCUAUGUGGUAUAGUUUUGUGUGGUGCAUUCCUGAACUCUCAUUUGAUUGUUGAGCCUAAGGGGGAAACAAUGACAAAAUGGAUCCAGUUAGAGCCCCGUUAAUCUUGAUCAUUCCAUUUGUCCAUCUUGUUCUAUUUGCUUAUUCAUACUCUGCAACCACAAAGACACUGCCACAUAUACCAUUAAAACCAAACAUUCCCCCAUGACCUUAGCCUCAUUGCUCCAUUCACUCCCAGGUGGGAAUUCCAGCAAGUGUCCACAGAGGUCACAGACAACAUAAGUAUGGUUCUGUUAUAUCCCAUGUAUUGCCCUUUCAUGUCCUAAUAAAAACAUUUCUCUUAGAGAUUUUUCAUUUUAGUA